Sphenostylis stenocarpa is the source of this 543-nucleotide messenger RNA. The record is from the annotation of a GenBank genome assembly. Lineage: Eukaryota; Viridiplantae; Streptophyta; Magnoliopsida; Fabales; Fabaceae.
AUGGCAGCAGCAGUUUCAUGCUCAUGGCUAACCCUUCCCUCCCAAAUGAGGAACCUUUCCCUCACUUCCUCUUCCUCUUCCCUUUCCAUUUCCAAUUCCACUUCUCUCAGUUUCUCCAAAACCCUCUCACACCCUCUCUUCUCACAAGGUAACUGCUUGCCGCUGAGCACAGUGCAGAGACGCGCUUCUGUGGUUUGCGAGGCUGCUCCCAAGAAGAAGGUAGACUCUGCCGUGAAGAGAGCUCGACAAGCGGAGAACCGCCGCAUUUACAACAAAGCUCGCAAAUCGGAGAUAAAAACGCGUACCAAGAAGGUUUUGGAAGCUCUAGAAGUGCUGAAGAAGAAACAAGAUGCGGUAUCCGAGGAAAUCCUCCCAAUUGAGAAGUUGAUUGGAGAAGCAUACUCAACAAUUGACAAAGCUGUGAGAGCUGGAACACUGCACAGGAACACUGCAGCAAAUCGCAAGGCUCGGCUUGCCCGAAGAAAGAAGGCGGUGGAGAUCCAUCAUGGCUGGUAUACCCCAGUUCCUGAAGCCAGUGCAUGA